AUCAGAACCAGGUAAAUGUCUACACAAAAUACAUAAAAUACAAACAAAACAACGAAAAACCAAGCUGAUUCUUGAAUUUCAUACAACCACACCGGAAGUUUUAAAAAGGCGUUCACAAUGUGAAGUCCACCAUAAUAAUAUAUAAGAAGAGGUAUGUUCACCAAGCGGAGACUUCACCUCGUUUGUGGUGGCUUGAUAGUAGGGAUGGUUCUUUCAUGGAUAAUAAUCUCAAUGACUGCUACAAGGACAUUGCAUGAUAAAACAGCGUCAUCUGUCACGGUUCACGCACUAGACAAUAAACUUUUGUCACAGGAUAAGUCGACUGCACCGGAAAUGCCAGUGUUGUCAGCGACUACAGUGACUACGUACAACUUGUUGGAUGACUUGAAAUCCAUCCGUCAAGACUGUGGCGACCUCUGUAAUACAUCCAGAAAAGGGUCACCAGGACCGUAUUUUGAUCAUAUCAACGCAACAAUUAAUUGUAAUGCAAUAUUAAGGAAUGAAUAUGUAGACCGUGGUCAUGGACUACCUCGUGCACCAAAAACAAUGCCAGAGGAACUAAGGAAUGAAUUUUCUAUGAAUAACCGUGUUCCACUGAAGUCCUGGUAUUUUAAUAACCAAUAUUUAGGUAAAAAAGCAGCGAGUCCUGUAUGGACAGAAAAAACUAUUGAAGACUGGAUAAUUUUAGCAAAAGAAGGUAAAUUAAAAGGCAAUUAUGGUGCAGCAGAAACAAAUGCUCUACGAGACGGAUUAAAACACGCACCGGGUAUUGUAAAUGGCAGAGUUAUGGUAAUCGGUUCAGAGAUUCCAUGGGUCGAGGCAUGCGUAUUAGAAGCAGGAGCACGUGAAGUAGUGACAUUAGAGUAUGGCAGUAUCAUAUCUGAACAUUCCAAAGUGAAAACUAUGAUCCCACUGGAUUUUCGUAUGCGUUAUCUUAACAAUACUUUAGGAACAUUUGAUGCCAUUGUUUCCUUUAGUUCUUUAGAACACUCGGGAUUAGGGAGAUAUGGGGACGCUUUGAAUCCCUGGGGUGAUAUUAUUGCUGUUGCACGCGCAUGGUGUGUGACUAAACCUGGCGGUUCACUGACUAUAGGUGUGCAGUAUGAUUAUGAUCAUGAAUACCUUAGUUUUAAUGCUGCCCGGUGGUAUGGUAAAAUAAGGUACCCAUACUUAACUACAAAUUGGAAACAACACUACAGAGGCCAUGGCAGUCAACGCGUUCACGUUUUCACGAAAUAAAAAUUAAAACACGAUGACGGACGCCCAGUAUCUAAUAUGGAUAAUUCUAUUUAGAUUGUAUGUGUUGUCUGUGAGUUGCAUGUGAUGACAGUUCUAUUUUUUAUUGUGAAUUGUUUGUAUGUAAAGUGAAACGCUGCAGAAAUGAACAAAAGGUCGUAUAAAUUAAAUCACACUUAAAAGACCACUAGCAAUAUG
Molecule: messenger RNA, 1434 nt
Organism: Mytilus trossulus (common blue mussel)
Lineage: Eukaryota; Metazoa; Mollusca; Bivalvia; Mytilida; Mytilidae
Exons: 2
Coding region: 154-1239 (361 amino acids)
Source: RefSeq, a predicted model, not a curated record